Drosophila guanche is the source of this 949-nucleotide messenger RNA. Its product is annotated as superoxide dismutase [Cu-Zn]. Lineage: Eukaryota; Metazoa; Arthropoda; Insecta; Diptera; Drosophilidae. Gene Ontology annotation, biological process: removal of superoxide radicals. The record is from RefSeq and is a predicted model, not a curated record. Bases 32 to 838 code for a protein of 268 amino acids. Gene Ontology annotation, molecular function: copper ion binding; superoxide dismutase activity. The transcript has 3 exons.
UUCAGCUUAAAAUUUUUCAAAUUAGAUCAAAAUGUCAAACGUCAAUAAACUGCUGCCUCUGAUGCUGAUAAUUGGCUAUUGCGGCAUUUUUGUGCCUGGAAGUGCACAAAACCUGUUGGACCGUCUACGGCCGGUUAAUGCAACGCGCUUCGAUGAUGGCAUCAAAGUCGUGUCCGGCACCAAAGUGAAGCGAUACGAACGUCUGACGGUGCCGCUGGGCGGACCUGCUGGCAUACCAGGAGCUGCUGGUCUUUUGGGACCUCUGCUAUCUCCACAGCCAGCUUAUUUGGGUUAUACCUAUUUGGUGCCACAAUGGCAGGCGGGUGCGAAGCUCAUGGGCGACAGCGAGGGAGCUGGCGUGUCUGGUAUGAUCACCUUCCAGCAGUUGCCGUACAACUCGGACAUCAAGGUGACAAUGAAUGUGACAGGGUUACCUUCAGGCAAGCAUGCACUGCAUAUACACACCUUUGGCGACAUCAGCGAUGGUUGCAAGUCCACGGGCGGACAGUUUCCCAAUAAUUUUCUCGGCAACGUGGACGCUAAAGAUGAUGGCAGCAUAUCUGCGAACUUCCAGAGCAUCUACAUCCAGUUGUUUGGUUUCAAUGGGAUUGUGGGCAGGUCCAUUGUUAUACACAGCAAGGCCAUCGAUCUGAAUACUGCACUAAAUGCGGAGGUCUUCUCCUCAUCGCUACAGGCCAUGCCGAAUGCCUUGGCCUUUCAAAAUGAGGAGAACUCUGUGGGUCCACCCAUAGCUUGUGGCGUGAUUAGCCUCAUGAGCACUGCCGUGGCUACUGCUUCCGUUUCAACGGCUGCGGCAGUGGAGAAAAGGGAGACUUAAUGCAUUUUCAACUUUUAUUUUAACGUAUUUUAAUACAUAGUCUCUGUAUUAUCUUUAUAGAAGGAGAGCUUUUAUAUUUUUUAUAGCAGGUACUCUAAGAAUAAAAAGGGU